CUGAAAUACUUAUCGUGAAAGUCUUUUCAAUCAUGGGCGCUGGCCAGUCCAAAGCGGACACAGAAGAAAAGGUCUUUUACAAUGAGACACCCAUACAGUUCUCGCAGGAUGUCGUGAACCACCUCUCGGAUCGCUCAAUGUCACCCGACACCUCGCCAGAACGGCAAUCUACACUUGAUGCCCACGUACGUGCUCGUAUACAAGCGGAGCUGCAGCAUCUACGAGCGGAAGAGGAAAGUGUACAGAAGGAAAUAGAACUCGCCCUUGAGAGGGAGAACAUUGACCGGGAGAUGUCCUCGGCAGGCGGAGAACCUUCGGAUGAGGUCGCUGAGGGUGAUGUCAAGAAUAGCAUGACGUUGAUGGGAGAUCUUGAAGAGAUUCGUACCAAGGUCGACAGGUUCCAGGCCAGGAAGCAGCUGAGCGAUUAUCCUGGGGUCAAGGAAAGCGGCGAAGCAGUUGUGUUAUGCUAUAGACAAAAUCCCACCGCGCCUUUGGACUGCUGGCGAGAAGUGAGGGAAUUCAACGCUAGUGUAGCUCAAGCGGAAUCGCAACAUCUCGCUUCUCUUCGGUAGGCACCAUCAAGAGCCAAGACCCACUACCACACUUGUGGCAUGGUCCAUGUCGUGUUUCAUGGGAGAGUCUAGUAGGGUGUGAAUCCUAUGCUAUGGAUAGUACAAUUUGAUUUCGUGGCCCAAUCAUUCGUCCUCUGGAAAUAGCCCCCCAGCCUUCACCCUGCUGAAGGCACAAUGACCCAGCACUAAUAUUUGACACCCGAUGUAAUUGGGUAAUGUGCGCAGAGUCCCGCAGGCUUGAGCUAGGAACUACUGUAUCUGUCUGCUCUUCACCAAUGGUGUAGGGCUCGGAGCUAUGACCAAAUCUUGAAAGGUGUCGAGGGCCACCCAAGGCUGCUGUUAUGACAGCUGCGGGCACGC
Suillus subalutaceus is the source of this 932-nucleotide messenger RNA. RefSeq lists its product as uncharacterized. The transcript is spliced from 5 exons. The coding region runs from base 33 to 572 and encodes 179 amino acids. The record is from RefSeq and is a predicted model, not a curated record. NCBI's taxonomy places the organism in Eukaryota, Fungi, Basidiomycota, Agaricomycetes, Boletales, Suillaceae.